CGACGCUUAAAAUGUGUAUUCAAUGCAUCAAGGGAUUAAUAGUCGAUAUGGACGUCGCCCAGUGUUAGGAAUGAUCGAUUUGCUUAAAUGGCUAUGGAAGAUACAACCAAGUACGGGACGUCGACCGUCCUUUUAACAAGCGUCAGUGAUGCUGAAGAAAAACCCAAAGAGUUGGAAGGAUUUCCUUGUAUUUCGCCCAUGGAUGACGGUGAGUUAACUGUGUAUUGAUUCCAUUCGUGACAAUCUCGGCGGGAAUUUGUCAACGAUCGGACGAUUAUUUUGUUUUGACAGCUGAGAGGGCUAAUUUCGGGCCACUUUUGUGAAAGUUAUUCAAUAAGAAUUUUAUUGCUAUUCAACAGCUUUCGAUAUGCGCCAUAUAAGUCUGUACCAGCCUAGAUCAUGCCGAAUAUUUUGCAGAGAAGUUGGUAGAUCUGUCUAUGCUUGAAGCGCUAAGAUUCGUGUUUUUCCUUGUUUGCCUCUUCAGUUUUCACACUUCAAAAUAUGACAGUCAUAUGAUUGAUGCUUCAUGAUGCACCAGGGACGUUUUAUUUAUUAUCCACGGAAGAGAAAAUUUGAAUGUUCCUGUUCUAUUUUAGGAAAAUAUCCAAAUGGAAUAAUUUAGUCUAAAUUUAACAUAAUUGCACUUUACAAUUUUAACCAUGGUUAGUUAAUUCUGAUUGACCCACUCAGGAACACGCAGGCUUAGGAAAAUAAACGAAAAGGAUAGUGUUUUUGGAGGCCGAUUCGGAGCGAAGGAAAUUUUAUCUCCACAUAGUCUUUUUUUUUCGCGAACAACACCUGUUAGAAUCCGGCUGAUAUCGAGGUCGCCUUCGAUUAAAAAAAAGUCAAUUCUGAAUAAUAUUAUAAUUGUGUUCAUUCCGAGAAGAUGACGUUUGAACGCCCUUCGUAAACCACAUUUAAAAAUUAAUGAAAUUUUAUUUAACAUUAAUGCUUCCCCAAAGAGAUUCAAGUGGUUUUCCAGUUAAAAUGAUAAUUAACCUGUGUGCAAUUUGACAUUUCUCCAAAACGCGAUAACUUUAUUUCAAGCUGUGGUCUUCAUAUUGUAAAAUGUUUUUCAGAAAUUUUCCAUCUGUUUGGAAAAGCGAGGCGAUAAAUUUUAUCUAGUGUAAAAGUUGUCGCAUUACAAGUUAUUUAGCAAGUUUCUUUAAAAGCCGGAACAUUUUUUCUAUAAGGAAGUAAUUUUUUUUCCUAUCUUGGUCAUAUGCAAAAAUUUCAAUUUUUGUGAUUUGUUUCUGUUGGGCUUACUCAUUAAAUGACAAAGCUUAAAAUGUCCUGAUAAAAGCUGAGUUGGAUUAAAAUUAAACCAGUAGAAGCUGUAACAUCUGUUAACCAAAUGUCUGACUUCUCACCAGAUUUGUCAAUUCAAUUUCAUUUAAACUCUUUCAAUUGUUCAUGGUGAUGUGGUCAAAGAAGCUUUACUCAUGGUUGGUUUCCUUUGAUUUGUGAUAUUCAUAAUUAAUGAGUUUUCUUAAGCUGUGAUAAGUUGGCAGAUUUAUUGCAAAAAUUUCUUUAGUUUGAGGGAAGCCUUUUUCCUCUUCAUACUGUAUAAUUUAUUUGGAUAUCUGUCCAUUACUAUGUUUGCUUUGUAUGUUUUUUCAUCUUGAGGAAAGCAUAUAAUGUUUAUUUUAAUUUUGAAUAAAAUACAACAAACAUCUAGAACCUUUGUAAUUACCAUUUCACUCUGUGAUGUUAUGACAAACAUAUUUCUACCUACAAUAUUAAUAAAUUUUAACCCUUUAACCCUCCCAGAAGUGAUUAAGAUGUAAAUUCUGCCCAGAGUAUCCAUACAUUAUCUAGCAGACUGGUAGUGAGAAUACUCAAACUUAUCAGGUACAAGAUGUUAUCUUGAUGGAACACUAAAUUCUUGCAACCAAUUUACAAGGAAAUGUGUUGCAGCUAGAGGGGAGAAAUAACCUUGUAAAUUAGUGGGCUGUCAGUAGCACUGACUCUUUUUAUUCAUUUUCUCUUUGCAGAUUAUCUUCUCCAUAAAGAAAAGCAGAUGCCAACACAGUUGAUGGAUAGGUGGAGGAAGGCAGCCCUUGUGAUAUCAUAUGCUUCUGUGUUUACAACUUUUGUGAUUGGAGUUUGUGCAUUUGGUAUGAGUAUGUUUUAUAAACAAAUUUGAUAACUCCCUGAUUUUAUUAGUCUCCUGUCUUGCUGAAUUGCCAUUAUCUAUUUUCACAGUCAUCUCUACCUUGGCAAGAAGUUCAGCUGCUUUUGGUUUUGCUGUAAGUUGUUUUGUUGUUAAGCAAAAAAACCAUUUGUUGCACCAUCAGCAUGAAACAAUCUUACUGACUGUAUCUUUAAUUUUCUUUUUCAGUUUGAUUCACUACUAGAUGUUUGUUCAUCAUUAGUUGUAAUUUGGAGAUUCUGUGGUUUAGCUGGACAAACUUACUCUUGGGAGAGAGAAAGAAGGUAAACAUGAUCAAAUCUAUGUACAUGUAAAUAAUCAUGUUAGAAAAUCAAAAAAUUUAUUUCUCUGAGAAUCUUUUUUUUCUUUUUAGGGCAUGUAUAGCAAUUGCUGCAUUAUUUGUGUUAUCUGGUACUGGAAUAUUUAUUAGAGCAGUCAGGUCAUUGAUUGUGGAAAAGCAUCCUAUAAGGGUAAGGUAACAGCUUAUCACCUCAUUCAAUUACCUUCUUCGGUUUUGGUUUUUAGCUACAUCAGUGUGGGAGUUUCACAAAGUAAUUUGGUUGUUUCAACCGAGUUGAAAAUGUAAAUUGGCCUCAGUAGAGUUUCAAAGCUGAGGUUUGCAAGCAAGCAUUGGUCCUUUGCAAUUCACCCUGACCAAAAGAUAGCACUCAAAACAUUACCAAUUUACACUAUCAACUCAAUUGAUAAAACCAAAUUAUCAUGAAUGCUAAAUUCCCCUGCCUAUUCAGCACCACAGUUCUUUAGAAACUUUUAUUACUCAAUUUUCUUAUUGACUCGGCUCAGAGGAACAAAGCCAAUGGAAACUAACUACCACCUCAGUUGGCAUAUCUCUUCAAGCUGUGGGCAGGUAUGGCCUGCCUUGCUCACCUUGUUGUCUGCUUUUCUUCUUUGGCUAUUCUGGGAACAAUCUUGACUCCCCAUCCCUUGUGGGUUCUAACCCAGUGCAUGCUUGGUAAUUAUAAUAAUAAUAAUAAUUAUUAUUUUAUUCUUUUUACUUUUCAAGGCUGUACCUCAUCCAACCCCACGUAAUUAUACUUAAAUUCCUUUAGAAAUGGGUGAAUGCCUGAGGCCUUUUUCAGAUGCCCUAUGUGUACUUCACACGAGUGUAUAAUUUUAUGGCAUCUGCAUCCCAAACUGAUGUAAAUUUGAAAUAAGUGACUCUUCUUAAAAGAUGCUGAUCUUAAUUCUGGAGGACUUACCUUAUACUGAACAAAAAGUUCAUGUGCUGUACAUUUGUUUAAUGUAGUUCACAGGUGUUGAGGCAAUUUCUGGUGUCAGUUUAGUGGCAUUUACAAUUUUAGCCUGGAUAAAAUUUGCUACAGCUGAAAAACUACAUAGUGAAUCUCUACGAACUGAUGGUAUGGUUAGAACAAAACACUAUGGUGUAUUUUAUUUUUCUUCUGACUAUUCCUAUUAAUAGAAAUAUCUUGCAUCCUUCUGACUCUGUUUUCUUAACUUAGUGAAAUGAAAUUGUGCAAUUUUUAAAAUGCAAAUUAAAUUUGCAUGAUUUCCAGUUCAAUAAAGAGAGUUUUAAAAUGGUUGAUUUAGAAUCAAGGAUUCUUAAUUGACUAACAUUUUAAAUAGGAGAUCAAACCUUUUAAAAGGUUCAACCCUGCUAUCAAGAAUUAAUUUCAAUUGGAUUUGUUGUUGUUGUUGUUUUUGUUGGCAGGGUAUGGGGAAAGGAUUCAGGACAAAUGAUUAUGUACUUUCAUUAUCUAAUCAGCAAGAUUGAAAAAAAUCCUGAAAUAUCAAGCAGGUGUAUUUCAUACAAUACUAUGCAAGUGCUAAAGGCAAAAUCAAGCUUUCUGGCUUUCUGGGAGCUAUCAUCUUGGAUCAGUUACAAUAUUUAUGUGAUUGGGUUUAUGUACGGGGGAGGGGGGGGGGACAAAGUGAGUGCCACUUAAGUACUAGGCCCAGUUUUAUAAAGGGUGGAUAACGUUAUCCAACGGAUAAAUCGUCAUCUAGCGGACAAGUGAUAGCAAAACGUAUAGUAUUAUCCACGCGAUAGAGAUUUAUCUGGUGGAUAGGGUUAUAUAACCUUUGAACAACCAGGGCCUGCAGUCCACUUAACUUUUGGUUCCAACUGCCUACCAAGACGUUAGUGAUCAUUGUGUUACAAUACUGACAUCAUUGCAUCUCAUUUACACCACUCUAUGGUUUCCUUUUCAGCUAUUAAUUCUACAGCGGGUGCAAUCAUGGCACUGGGUAUCAUUAUAAGUACAAUGGUCCAUCAAUACAGCAGCAGUAUAUGGUAUCUGGAUGCAUCUAUUGCUCUCUGCAUUGCAUUAGGCCUGUUUGGUUAUGGUAUAAGGUAAGUAGCACUCUGUAACAAUAUUAUGUUCUACUGUCAUGGGCUAUAUUCGCUAUUGAUGCAUGAGAGCUAAGUUUUCCUUGGCAGGGUAUGAUGACUCCCAUUUCUGCAAGGGUUUAUCUUGGUUACAUUACUAUAGUGGGUAUGAACGGAUGAGGAGUAUUGCUCUUCACCCACCUCAAACCUCACCCUUUAAUAGCCCAAUAGUUCCCGACAGUUCAUCAGUAUCCAUUUAUACUCCUGGGUAGGGAGAGGCUAUGCAGUAAAAGAGCAAUACCCCACCCCCAACAGUUUCAAACAGGAGCUACAUGUAGGCCAAGGUAUAUUCUGUAUCUAAAGCUAGACUUUAUCAACCAAUCUCUCUCAUUUUUCUCCUAUUAACAGGUUAUUAGCAAAUCUUCUUUCUUCAAAAGGAAAAGCAGCUCCCCCCGCAUGGGAAGGAUUCGACUAGUACACUGUAAGCACCCUUAAAUAGUGGGGGAACCUUGACCAGCCAGGCAGGAGAAUUUUCUUAGAAAUUAGUUUUUACACAGUCAAGCUUCUGUUCUGUAAGGGAUUAAUUCCCUGUCCUGUUGCCACUUUUCUUCAAUUAAAGACCAGGACAAUGGAGAGGAAUGAGAAGAGAAAAUUUAGGAAGGACAAUGCUCCUGAGAACUGUAUGUUUUGCAUGAAUACCUUUGGCCCACAGAUGUCACUUUGUUUCCUUAUUUGUGUGUAAAAAGAAAGAGGAGUGUUAGAGGAUCAAGUUGAAAAAUCUCUAACUGUGGGGCUGUGCUUUGAAGGUGCUGGGUUAGUAAGAGCAACCUGUGGAUAACUUUUAUCAAUUUUCUUAUUAGAAAGCUUUUAAAAGUUAGCCACAUGAAUUUUGUGAGAGAAAAGUUUUCACUCACCUACUGAUUCUUCAUCGACUUUGGAUCACAGCUUUGAGCUGAUUAUUUUCAUCCCAUCUCAGUGAUGGGCCUAAAACUACUCUUUGACCCUUCAACCCUUAAGAGUGAUAAGCAUCCAAUUUCUCCCAAGACUAGCACCCCUAAAUCAAACAUUGAGGUGAUGGGAAUUGUAAACUGAUGUUAUGGCGUUAAGGUUAAUUUAAAGUCAGUGAAUAUAACUUUCUAUUUGCAUCGGCAAGGUAAUUUAUAACCAAGUAUUUUGAUAUGUACAUAGUGUAUCUAUUUAUCAAGUUCAAUAUUUUUUGAAUAAGAACUCAUUUAGGCGAUAUUAUUUAUGAGUGAUUUCUUUGCACUAUGUGAGGUAAUAUAUUCACAAUUUGUGCCUUCUUAAGGCAACAAAAAUUGCAAGAAAUUAGAACUCAAUGCUCAUGUGUAAGGAUGUUUUAAGUUAUUUUUACACGUAAGAAAAUUCAGGAAAUGUGACGUAGCCUUAUUUAUUAAAUAUUUAUUGUGUCUCCCACGUCAGUGACGAAAGCAAAUUAGAUGACCAUUAAGUGUCAGCUGUUCUGCUAUUUUUGGAGGCUUUUGUUGCCUGUUUUUUAUUUUUAUUAAUACAUUUUUUUUAUUUUCGGUUAACUAGACUUAUUAUGAUGGUGAAAUUAUCCCACAUAAAGAGAAAUAUGUUGAUUAUGGAACUUGGGAAUCUGUG
Pocillopora meandrina is the source of this 6083-nucleotide messenger RNA. Lineage: Eukaryota; Metazoa; Cnidaria; Anthozoa; Scleractinia; Pocilloporidae. The record is from the annotation of a GenBank genome assembly.